GUGACGGCUCUGCGCUUCAGUCUGCACGUGGCGUCCGAGUCGCCCGGACGUGGGAGCUGCUUUCUCCUCCGCCACGAUGAAGCGGCCUAAAUUAAAAAAAGCAAGUAAGCGCAUGACAUGUCAUAAGCGGUUUAAAAUCCAGAAAAAGGUGCGGGAGCAUUACCGAAAAGUGAGGAAGGAGGCCAAGAAACGUGGUAGAAAAAAGCCAAAGAAAGAUCCUGGUGUGCCCAAUAGUGCACCCUUCAAAGAGGCACUUCUCCGGGAAGCUGAACAAAGAAAACAGCAGCUUGAAGAACUAAAGCAGAAGCAGAAAAUUAACAAACAAAAGGAACAAGGACAGAAGCGAAACCAUGGUGAAAAUGUUGUUUCAUCAAAGACAGAACCACCCAAAAAGGAAUUUGUGGGAAGAAAGGCAAAGCUAUCAUGUAGGACAGUCAAGCAAGGUUCCAAAAAAUCAUUUUGUAGAGAACUUCAAAAGGUGAUUGAGGCCUCAGAUGUUUUGCUGGAAGUUUUGGAUGCCAGAGAUCCUUUAGGAUGUAGAUGUCCUCAGGUGGAACAAAUUAUUACACAGACUGGAGGAAACAAAAAAUUAUUGCUUGUCUUGAAUAAAACAGAUCUAAUACCAAAGGAAAACUUGGCAAAAUGGGUAGAUUACUUGAAGAAAGAACUCCCAACAAUUGUUUUUAGAGCCUCAACAUUUGGAAAGGAGAAGAUAAGGAUGCCAGGGAAGAAGAAACUGGACCUCAGCAGGCAUGGCAUAUGCUUAGGUGGAAAGAGCCUUUUGACACUCCUCAAUGACUUUUGCCAGACCCAAAACAAAGCCAUUCGAGUUGGUGUGAUUGGUUUCCCAAAUGUGGGCAAAAGUAGCAUAAUCAAUAGUUUAAAAGAAGCAUAUGUGUGUCAUACUGGACCAGCCAUGGGUCUUACAAAAUACAUGCAAAUUGUCCACAUUGACAAGAAUAUCACGAUGUUAGAUAGUCCAAGCAUUAUUGCAUCUCCUUCUAACUCUGCAGUUGCUCUUGCUUUGAGAAGUCCCACAAAUAUUGAAGAAAGAGAACUAUUAGAUUCAGUAACUACAAUUGUGGAACACUGCAAUAAACAGCAGUUAAUGUUACGAUACAACAUCCCAAACUAUAGAGAUUCUCAAGAAUUCUUGACUUUGCUCGCACAGAAGAGAGGGAUGGUGCGGAAAGGCGGCCUCCCCAAAGUGGAGGAGGCUGCUAAAUUGUUCUGGUCUCACUGGACAGGUCCCAAAAUGAGUUACUAUUGUCAAGCUCCUACAUCUUUGACUGACUCUCCGCAUCUUACUGGGUGCAUUAUAGAAACUAUGCAGCAGAGCUUUAAUCUAGAGGAGCUAGAAAAAAACAACAUGGGUACCAUUAAAGCCAUCAGGAGUCCCAGAUUGUCAAGUAGCAUUCUAUUCCAGUACUCUGGUCUGACUAAUGGCAUAACGGAGGAGAGUGAUGUGCCUGAAGAAUUGCUGAUAAAGGAAGAGAAUGAAGAGGAUUUUCUAUAUGAAGAGGAGGAGGAUGAAGAAGAUGAAGAAGAUGAUGAAGAUGAUGAUGAAGAUGAAGAUGAUGAUGAAGAAAAUGAUGAAAUAAGGUUAGAGACCAAAAGACUUAAACUUGAAGUGCCAUUGGAAGAACUUCACUCAGGUAAAAAUUUAAGUGCCAGAGAAGAAAAGUCUCUUCAUGUGGAUAAGAUAAUAGAGGAAGAAGAUGAUACUUACAAUUUCAAUACCGAUUUUGUGUAAUGAAACCCUAGUCUCUUAUGAAGUUCCUGAAUUGCCCUUAAUUGAUCGCUGAGUUAUCUUCAUACAGGACUGUGUAUAUACUGCAGCAAAAAUGGUUUUGGUAUAGGAAACAUGUACAGCAAUUACUAUUUGUAAAUAUGUACAAAAUUUUUGAACAAAUGGGUAGCAGAUAGGAGAAUGUCAAUUUUUUGUAAAAGUGAACUCUGAUGAAAGUUCUUGUCAUAAAAAUAAAUAUUUUGUCAUCAUUGA
Molecule: messenger RNA, 2002 nt
Organism: Sarcophilus harrisii (Tasmanian devil)
Lineage: Eukaryota; Metazoa; Chordata; Mammalia; Dasyuromorphia; Dasyuridae
Gene: GNL3
Product: G protein nucleolar 3
Exons: 15
Coding region: 77-1753 (558 amino acids)
Cellular component (GO): nucleolus
Molecular function (GO): GTP binding
Source: RefSeq, a predicted model, not a curated record